Linum tenue is the source of this 564-nucleotide messenger RNA. The record is from the annotation of a GenBank genome assembly. NCBI's taxonomy places the organism in Eukaryota, Viridiplantae, Streptophyta, Magnoliopsida, Malpighiales, Linaceae.
AUGAAGAAGAGCAGCAUCAGCAACAACCCUCUGCAGCUCAAGUCGUUGAAUCACAUCUCGGUGGCGUGCAGAUCGCUGGAGAGAUCUCUGGAAUUUUACCAGAACGUUUUGGGAUUCUUUCCCAUCAGGCGCCCUGGCUCCUUCAAUUUCGACGGUGCAUGGCUGUCGAAUUAUGGGAUUGGGAUCCAUCUUCUGCAAUGCGAUGACCUCGAGGAGGAGGACGUUCCUGCAGCAGGCAUCACCCGCAUUAAUCCCAAGGACAAUCACAUCUCUUUCCAGUGUGAGAGCAUGGCGGUGGCGGAGAAGAAGUUGAAGGAGAUGGAGGUGGAGUACGUGAAGAGUAGGGUGGAGGAAGGAGGAGUUUACGUGGAUCAACUCUUCUUCCACGACCCAGAUGGCCACAUGGUUGAAAUUUGCAACUGCGACAAUCUGCCGGUGGUUCCAUUGCUGCCGGCGGCGGCGGCGGCCGUGGUCGUUCGUGGUGGUGGCUGCAGAUCAUCGGAGUCCAACAUUCUGAGUCUCGGCCGGUCGUGUAGCACGCUGAAUUCAUCAACUUCAUCAUGA